UCACAAUCAGCAGCUGUAUCGCGUAUUUUUACGAAAAUUUUCAAUUGCCACUUUCAGAUUGAUUGCAUUUGCGAAGCACUUUAUCAAGCUCGAGAUGGCGAUAAACUCGUGGAGUUAUUUCGUCCAGAUAUUCAAAAUAUCAUGUUCUAUCGUUGUCGAUACUCGAGUUCUAUUUUAAGAGCCUACCUCUACACACUGUUUCACUCUCGGCGUUUUGAUGAACUUUUUCAGGCAAUUACGACAAACACUUUCGAACCGAGGUACUUCGAGGAGCUGCAAGAUUUAUGGUAUAAGGCUCGAUACGCUGAGAAUGAGCAGAGGCGUCAAAAAGAGUUGGGUGCAGUUGAGAAAUACAGACUAAGAAAGAAGCAUCCUCCACCAAGAUCGAUCUGGGAUGGACAAGAGACUAUCUACAGUUUCAAGGAAAAUGCCAGAAAGGUCUUACGACAGUUCUAUAAACGAAAUAAAUACCCGACAUUGGAAGAUAAGAAAGAGAUUGCGCGAAUUACCGACCUACAGAUUGUUCAGAUUUCAAACUGGUUCAAAAACCGACGGCAACGUGACAAAUCGUCCUCAGAUAGAUUCUCGCCACCCGCGCAACUUCAUUUUGAUACUUUGCUCAUCUAG
Anisakis simplex (herring worm) is the source of this 627-nucleotide messenger RNA. Lineage: Eukaryota; Metazoa; Nematoda; Chromadorea; Rhabditida; Anisakidae. The record is from the annotation of a GenBank genome assembly.